Molecule: messenger RNA, 2702 nt
Organism: Heterotrigona itama
Lineage: Eukaryota; Metazoa; Arthropoda; Insecta; Hymenoptera; Apidae
Source: the annotation of a GenBank genome assembly
AUGGCGCAACAAGUGUCGACUGAAUUUCGUCCUGUAACUUUAUCGUGUCAUUUCCAGUAUCACCGUCCACCUCAAUUAACCCAAUUUAUUUAGUUUCCGACCAUCUCAAAAACUUAAAAUUUACCAUCCAACAUGAACAAUCAAUAAUCUAAUAAGAAAUUUGUAUAACACAAAGUUGUCAGCGAAACCGUCCACAAUCAAUGUCCUAUGCUUAUUACACGGAUUUAUGGCUUAUCACGCGAAACGACUUGGACAAGUUAAUAGAAUUGGAUCGAAAACUGCAACAGCAAGAACGUACACAUGAUAGACAAGAUGGGUUGAAUUUAUUGCUUCCAAUGUAUCUCAGAAGUUCAUGGAUGUACAUUUUCAGAUAUCGUAAUUUGGUGAAAAGAUUGAUAAUUUGUCACAAUCAAAUGGUUCAGACGCAGAAACGAGACUUGAUAAAACGGGUUCUGGAUUGUGCGGUUGGUCGAAUGCUGGAAUACAAGAAAGAGAUCGUUAACUUGGACUGCAGUGAUUAUCAAUGGCCUGAUGACUUUAUGACUCAAUUAAAAUACACACCAGACGAUGUAGAAAUUCUUUUGUCCGCAUCGAGUAAAGACAUCAUGGAACACCGUAGAGAACGUAUUCAAAAAUUGAUGAAAGAUGCUUAUAAAAUAGCCGAAGAAAUUGAAAGCAAAGAACUUUCUGUGAUGGACAUAACAGAGGCGUCCGAAUCGCAGGAAAGCGCACUAAGAUUGCGGAAAAAGAGAGUUAGAGAAAAAAUUUCGGAAUCGUUGCCUGUACAAAAAAGGAUUCGAACAUCUCGAGAAAUUGCUGAACAAGAAAUGCGAGCAGCGAUAUUGCUCAUUCAGUCCCACGAAAGAGCAAGAAUAGGUCGUUGCGCUGGAAUCGAUGCACAACGAAUGUACAAUUACAACAAGAAGAUACAAAUGGGACUCACCACAGUGAAAAAAUUGCACAAAAGUACGUACGAAAAUGCUGCUAAAACCAUACAGAGAACCUGGAGAAUAUACGCAGCGAGAAAGAAAAUGAGAAAUCGAAUCGAACGUACGGAAGAAUUAUUAGGCAUGACAAUACCUAGUUGGAAAUCUCAAGAUGUUUUUAAGAAAGAUAGAGAAAAUUUUCAAAAGAAAUUAACAUUAAUGCCGAGAUUUGCUAACGAAAUCAUGAAGGUGACAGAAAAGGAGCGAGCAAGACUGUGGAAAAUCAGAGGUCCCGGUUUGAUGGAGGAUAUUACUGAUGAGAUUCGAGAAUGGUUCAUAAUAUGGUACAAUGAUGUAGGACACUUCGAUGCGUAUCCAGUUGCACGUUUAGGUGGCAGCGUGCUAAUCACUACCGGACAAACUUUAACACCACAGGAAUACCUGGUGGAGAAAAUGAUGAAACAAACAGGAAAAGCACCAACAACUACGAGGGCGAAAACCAAGGAAAAAAAACAGCCAUGGAUGUCACAAACAAAGACGUUCUCUCUUCUUAACGAGGCUAACCAGGACUUUAUUAAUAAUUGGAGUUUUCGAUAUCGUACAAAUGAAUAUCGAGAGCAAAUAUACCAUGAUUUAAUCAAGGAUGAACUUUGUUACGAACUUCAAUUAGAAAUGAGGAAAAUAGUCGACGAAUUGAUGAGGCUGGAAUUGAAAAAAUUGAACGCAGCAUUAAGGAAAGACUAUAAAGCUGAUAAACGAACGCUUGUUAUACCUGCCGAGAAAAAAAGAAAAGUUAGAGAAGGAAAGAAAAAGAGAGUUCCGACGAGCGACGAAAGCGUGGAAAAUAAUUUUAAAGAGUUGGUCAGAGCUAAUAUCAUUAAAGAUUAUCCCAAAACAUUCCUCAAGGAUUGGAUAGGAGAUCUUUCGUAUCAAAAUUACGAAGCAGCUCGCGAAGCACGAAAUUAUAAUCAUCGAAUAGGCGAAAUUAGACAGACUGUCAUGGAUUAUUGCGUGCUUCCUCUCAGUUCGAGAGGAAUUCAUCAAGUCGCACCUUUAAUCCGAGCUGUUUGUAUCUAUGGUCUCGCUCAACACGGAAAGAACUUUCUGGUGAACGCAAUCUGUUCCGAGGUUGGAGCAUUACUAUUCGAUAUGACGCCCACGGUGUUGGUAGACAAGUAUAUGGGACGAAAGAACGAGCGCGAAUUAAUCAACAAGAUCUCCGAGAUAGCUCGAGCAUACGCUCCUUCUGUGAUUUUUAUUGACAACAGUGAAAAACUUUGGUCGAGAAAGCUAUCUGAAGAAGACAGACAUCUGAAACCAAAACGAUUUGCUCAAUACUAUCCUAGAUUAGUAAAGAGUAUCAAACGUGGCGAUCAGAUCCUAUUUCUCACGACCUCCUCAGAGCCAUAUAAAGCAACAAGACCCUUCAUCAGGAUCCACGACAAGUUCAUAAUGAUUCCUCUCACGGACUACAACACAUUGUACAUGUUUUACAAAGAUCUGCUGAUGAAGUAUCAUGGAGUUAAUCGCGAUAUCGACAUUUCCACGAUGGCAAAGAUGUCCGUGGGCAUUCCGUUGAUAUUCAUAAGAAGCACGGUGGAUAAUGUUCUAAAUCUUCGACGAAGGAUCAGUUUGAAAUUCAAGCCACUAGCUAUGUCGGAAAUCAUGGACGAGAUAUUAAAAUAUGAGCCACCUCGAGCGAAAACGUUCAUUGAAUUGGCAAAAUUUGAGAACCGUACGCCGCUCGCUAAGAAGAGGGCCAAAUUGAGAAAUUAA